CACAGCUCUAUAUUUUGUACAGCCGGCGAACAACAGCAGAUAGCAUACGAAAAAUUUGGCGCUAAAUCAGUAAUUCCAACUGGCCAUACUCAGACAACUCCUGGGACAAUUGCGCCCGUUUUGUGCGCCCGACUCUUCACGGGUCUCGCAACCUUGAACUUGGGCAGUGGGCGACAGGAUCAGGGAACAUGGAGGGCCUUAUUCCGCGAGACAAGCACUCCAGGUGGAGAGAUGUCGUUUUAGACUCUAAAGCGCCUACAGACAAUAAAGAGCCUUGCGAAAUCUUUCAAAGUGUUUUCUUUCCGAUCAAUGCCAAGGAGAACAACUCUACAAGAUUGACUUAUGACAGAAGCCUACAAAACGAAUCAACUCGAUCCUUUGGCGACGCGAUUGAUGCUAGCAGAGGAAUGAUGGCCAUGAGUCAAAAUGCCACUCCACGAAACAUCUAUGGCCCUCAAGGACGUGUUGAAGGGGGGCCGGGUGAUUCCUAUGGCUUCCCAAUAACACGUUCAGCUGACUCCUUGACAUCACCAACAAGCAACUAUCUGUCUUAUUCUGGUGGUUCUAUAAACUCUUCCGUGAGCGAUUAUUCGAACGCCGGUUCGGAUAUCGAGUCAGUCUUGUCGCGAACCGUACCGUCAGGACUGCUCCAUGGAGGCAUUAUUCCAGCGCCACAUUCGAUGCUGGGCAAAUUUAGCACAAAAAGCUCGUCACAGCCACAGGGGAAGCAUCAGUGCAAAAUAUGUGAUAAACAAUUCACACGUUCUAAUGCUUUGCAAACGCAUAUGUAUACUCAUACUGGAGAGAAGCCGUUUUCGUGUGGGGUCCAAGGUUGCGGGAGGCGCUUUUCCGUUAUAUCGAACUUGCGCAGACAUCGCAAAGUACACAAAGGCGACAAUGAGGAAGCUGAUGACGCCGGUAUGGGCUAUCAACUACCAAAAGAUUUUACCUGUUACAAAGCCGGCAAUUCAGUCACCCAAGAGCCCCAGAUCUUGCAUACAUCAGGAUUAUCAUUGUCAGGCCAGAGUUUGUCCUCCAAAUCAAAGGAAAUAACUUCCGCCAUCUCGAAGGCGAGCAUGUCGUCUUUAACUUCCACCGUUGACAAAAAGGUGGAGCCAGCAAAGAUCAGGUUAACGCCCAAUCCGGACCGUGUGGCUCGAACCUUGACAGAUCCAAUCCCCAAGCUAGACUCUUUUGAGAAAAACGAGACUAGCAUGAAUCCAUCGAAACAGGGUUCAGUGGAGGUUGAAAGAGAUGGCACACUUGUAAAGAAAGAACUUUCAAUGCCAGCCGAAGGACCUGGCAUAAGUGGAACAAAUGGGAGCGAUCAAAGCUUGUUGUUCUCUUCGCCAUUACCAUUUGCCAUUUGCUCUAGCGGCGACUUCAAUGUUGUCAACGGAGAAGCAGAUCGAUACCCAACAGUUGCAGAGUCUUGUUGCAGCGAGUUUGGUAAUACUGAAAGUAGCAAUAGUAUCUACGAAGAGCUUUGCGAUUUGACAGAAGAAGAUGCCAAUGGCCAUCAAGAAGUCGUGGGAUCUACUCUGGACCCGAUCAGGCAAGCGUUGGUGGACCGAGUAAUGGAAGAAUUCUGGAUAAUUUUCAACCAUAACUGGGACGUUGGCUUCCGAGAAUGUGCUGGAGCAUCUUCUACCUCCUCGAGCGUUCCGAAUGGCUCUGGCAAUUUGACAUCUGAAUCUUCCUUACCACUCGGCUCAAGGAAGAGGCAAAGAGAGGAUGACGAUCUGCCAAACGACAAAAAUGGCAGAGAUUAUCGUGGUCCAGGGGGUUCUAUUGCGCCAAGCAGCAGACCCGAAGAGAGCACCCGAUUCGCAUGCCCUUUUAGGAAGCAUAAUACACAAGUUUACAGUGUCUAUAGUCAUCCCAUAUGUGCCCUCUCCCACUGGGAGACGAUUAGCCGAGUCAAGGAACAUCUGUAUCGGGGCCAUCGAAUGGCUGUCCAUUGCAAAAGAUGCUGGCGAAUAUUCAAGAACCAAGAACAACUGGAUUCCCACCUCACAGUUGCUACUUCAAAUAUUUGUGACCUCCAACUUGGACAUCCACCGGCAGGCAUAACUCCCGAGCAGGAAAAGCGUUUACGGAGCAGAAAAAAGACAUCCCCAAAUCAGAGUGAAGCGGAUAGAUGGAAAGAUAUUUACAAACUGCUGUUUCCGAAUGAAGAGAUCCCUUCGCCUUACUUUGAACCCCUCCAGGAAGAAGCAGCUAUGUCACCCGACUCGCGAGACAUAGCAAAUUACGAGGACUAUAUCCGCCGUGAACUCCCUCGUCUACUCAGGUCAAAUAUCGAAGAGGCUGUUCGCAGGGAGAUGCAACCCUUGGAAGCAUCCUUGAUAAGCAAUCUCGUCGAAAUAGUCCAAGACUGCCAGGACAGAGUGUUCAGAUCGUAUCGCGAGACGCGGGGCGUUAGCGGUGAGCUCCAGAUGCCGCCAAGCAUAGACGCCGAAGCAACAGUCUCCUCGACACCGCCAGAAAACAUAGGUGGAUCGAACUCGAUGUCCCUGGACCGGGCUUCCCAUCCACAAUCUAACUUUAUUGAUACGAUAUUUGAACCACCACCCCACAGCUCUGAAUCAAUAUCGACUACCCUCGCGGAACGUGAUUCUCGAGGCAAUAUGCAGAUACAAUCAAAUGAUGUGUUUCUCUCGGAUUCUGGAUAUUCCAGUGAACAGCUACAGCUUUGCGGACGCCUCGGUCCUUGCAAUUGUGGCACCUGCUAUGUUCGAGAUCCGGAGGACAGUGGAAUGCAGGAAGUAGGUAAUGGCAAUUUGCGGUGGGGUGAUUGGACUCCUUAUUUACAAUACGGUACAUAAACGCAGCGUGGCUGAUAGUUUGAACUUGUUCACAACAAAUUCCCUCUGGAGAUAGUGUAAUGGGAGUGCUGUUUGUGGAGAAGUCAGAUGCCGUUUCUGGAUGAUGUCAAAAACCGUUUGUGGACAGAAAUGGAUUCUGGAGUGGAGACCUACUUCGAUUCAUCUACCAAAUGCC
Messenger RNA from Hyaloscypha bicolor E, 3003 nucleotides. RefSeq lists its product as uncharacterized. The record is from RefSeq and is a predicted model, not a curated record. The transcript is spliced from 4 exons. The coding region runs from base 189 to 2828 and encodes 879 amino acids. Lineage: Eukaryota; Fungi; Ascomycota; Leotiomycetes; Helotiales; Hyaloscyphaceae.